Drosophila obscura is the source of this 636-nucleotide messenger RNA. RefSeq lists its product as uncharacterized. The transcript has a single exon. NCBI's taxonomy places the organism in Eukaryota, Metazoa, Arthropoda, Insecta, Diptera, Drosophilidae. Bases 161 to 562 code for a protein of 133 amino acids. The record is from RefSeq and is a predicted model, not a curated record.
GCUUACAUGUCACAUGGAAAACGUAGCUAAAACAUCAGUGUUUAGGGUGUGAUUAUUAUUUAUUUGGGAAUCUCUGAGACACGAACGAAAAGUUGCAUAAAAAUACAUAUAUUUACACAAUUUCUAUUGGCUAAUCUUCUGCAGAAAUUUCUUAAUCAUCAUGUCAAACAUUCAAUGCAAAAUAAUGCUUAAUCGCUGCUUGGAACUGAUGCGUGCCCGCAUCGAGGAGGCGCAGAGUCGACACGUUGGUCAUCGCGAACAGAACGCGCAGUCUGCAGUCGCCAGCAGCUUUUUGUCCAUGGAGCAGGAGUUGCGGGAGCGGGAGAAGAUGUCCGCCUACCAGCGGAACAAGCGUCGCUCCAUGUGGGAGCAGCAGGAGCAGAAGAACCACCUCCAGCAGAACGACGCCGGAGAACGCAGCGGCGAUCGCACCUGGGUUGACUUUCCCGACUCUGAACGUCGUCGCUCGGCCAACAACCGUCCAAGCACGGCCAAACCGUGCAACGAUGCGGCCAAGGCCUUCAUUACCCAGUGGGGGGGAAAAAGUGAUUCUUGCACUUGAUUUAUUCCACAUUUGUGGGCUUAAAAUUUGUAGUGAACCGAGCAAGCGUGUCCAAAAAUAAAUCCCAAAUAAGA